AUGGCUCCGGAAAAUUUUCAGCAGGUCUCGGUUGACCAAGUCCAUAUAUACUCGCCGUUCUGGUCGGCAAUGCAGAAGCGUGCCAGAGAAACGACAGUCCCCGCCUUGAUAGAAACGCAGAAAUCGCUGGGUCAUUGGGAUUGCCUGACGUGGGGGGAAGGGCAUCCCGUUGAUUUGCACCCGUUUUGGGAUAGCGACAUCUAUAAGUCUGUCGAGGCCGCCUGCUACUUCCUGCAAGCAAAGCCUGAUGACACUUUGAUGGCUGCCGUUGAGGAGGCCGUGGACAUGAUUCGCGGUGCGCAGCAUUCGGACGGGUACAUCAAUGCCUAUUACACCGUCAAGGGUAUGGGGCAGAGGUGGACCAAUCUGCGCGACAUGCACGAGCUUUACUGCCUGGGUCACCUCGUGGAAGCCUGCGUGGCGUACGAGACCCUAACUAGCAGCGGCCGGCUGCUCGAGCCAGUGCGGCGAGCCAUCCAGCAUGUCGAUUCUGUUUUUGGCGUUGAGCAAGGCAAGAGGCGCGGCUAUCCUGGGCAUCAGGAGAUUGAGGUCGGCCUGCUCCGCCUUUACGAUCUCACGAAGGAGGACAUCUUUCUCAAGGUGGGAAGCUACUUCAUAUACGAGCGCGGCCGCAGAGACAAUAACGGAGAGAUCUACUUUGAUUACGAGGCAAAGGCCCGCGGCGGCAACCCAUACACCAACUUGUUUGCUGAGAUGAAGCCUUGGUAUCGUGAUCCUCGGGAUUACGGUUACCAUCAGGCUGACCGCCCAUUUAUCGACACCACGGAGCUCAAGGGCCAUUCCGUCCGAGCUAUGUACUACUGCACCGCGGCUACAGACCUGUACCGUGUAACCGGGGACGCACGCCUGAAAGCAGCGUUGGAUCGGCUGUGGCGCGAUAUGGUGGACAGGAAGAUGUAUGUCACGGGUGGCCUUGGGGCUAUGCGCCAGUGGGAAGGAUUCGGCCCGGCGUACUUUCUCAACGAUACUGAGGAGGAGGGAACCUGUUACACAGAGACCUGUGCUACUUUUGCCAUGAUUAUAUGGUGCCAGAGAAUGCUGCGGCUGCAGCUCAACGCCGAGUACGCAGACAUCAUGGAGGUAGGGCUUUAUAAUGGGUUUCUCGGUGGGGUCGGCCUUGAUGGAUGCUCUUUCUACUACGAAAACCCGCUCAGGUGCUACGCCGGCAAACCCAAGGAGCGGUCCCGGUGGUUCGAGGUGGCAUGCUGCCCACCCAACGUUGCCAAGCUCCUCGGCCUAUUGGGGAGCCUGAUCUACUCGUAUAAGCAAGGCGUCGUGGCCGUGCACUUGUACAUCGAGAGCUCUUUCACCUUGCCCGGAACUGACGUCGUUGUCUCGCAAAAGAGCGGGAUGCCGUGGGCUGGCGACGUGGAGAUGACGGUGCAGGGCUCGACGGCGCUGGCCCUCCGCAUCCCGGGCUGGGCUGACGGGUACACGUGCUCGGUGGCUGGCAAGGAAGAGAACGGCUACCUGCACAUCCCAGCUGCAGCGGUGGUGGGGCAAACGGUGAAGCUGCAUUUUGGCAUGCGGACUCGCAAGGUGUACGCCCAUCCACGAACGGGCAAAGACGAGGUCUGCAUUAUGCGUGGCCCGCUGGUCUACUGCAUGGAGGAGAUCGACAACGACGGUGUGGACAUGGACAACGUCGCGAUGGUCGACGGGCCGAUCAAAGAGGGUGAGCCCAUGUCAAUCGGGUCCGUGUCUUCUGUGAUCCCCGCCAUCGCCGAAGGCAGACAGCUGUCGGUGGACGUCACCGGGUCGCCGCUGUAUCGCUCGUAUCCUUGGAAGUACGCACCAGAGGCGAAGCGGCUUGUCUAUGUGCCUUUCUUCCUGAGGGCGAACCGCGGUGGGCCUGGCGGCAUGCGGGUCUGGGCCCGACGCCUUCCAGUAGAGACGGUAUAG
Molecule: messenger RNA, 1923 nt
Organism: Penicillium riverlandense
Lineage: Eukaryota; Fungi; Ascomycota; Eurotiomycetes; Eurotiales; Aspergillaceae
Product: glycoside hydrolase family 127 protein
Exons: 2
Coding region: 1-1923 (640 amino acids)
Biological process (GO): carbohydrate metabolic process
Source: RefSeq, a predicted model, not a curated record